Molecule: messenger RNA, 1113 nt
Organism: Bipolaris zeicola 26-R-13
Lineage: Eukaryota; Fungi; Ascomycota; Dothideomycetes; Pleosporales; Pleosporaceae
Exons: 1
Coding region: 1-1113 (370 amino acids)
Source: RefSeq, a predicted model, not a curated record
AUGAGCUAUCUCACUGCUACCCUUAGCCAUGCAGAAAUCAAUCUUAUCAGCAAUCCAAACAGACCGAGCUAUGAGACAAUUCGCGACUUAGACGUGGCUUCUCAAUCGAUACGAGGCAAUACAGACCAGUUUGAGGAAUCACUGAGGAUCAAGAAUACGCUCGAUGCGUUCGCACGUAGAGCUGCCGUCGAGCCGAGCCUGGAAGUGCUCGCGGCCAUUUUGAACUGCGAGUACAAACUCUGGAAGAUGAACGAGGGGAUAUCAAUGCGAUUUAAGCCUUUCUUAUCGCAUUGGAUUGAAUCGCUUAUAGUCAUUGACGGGGAGCUCGCUGCGCUGCAGCUGGACACGGUCACGAAUAGCCACAUGAAGAAUACGGUCACGACGGAUGAGAUUUUGCGGAUCAGAGCAAGGUGUAUCAAGGGUUUGCUGGUGGACAAGCCACUACCUCCAAAGGAACCAACCUGGCGCGCAUACCAGCGAAUGCUCGAGAAUGAGGCUGCGCUGCCAGACUUCGACAUUGUACCGUAUAUGCAGAUGCUUGUGGAGACACAGAUCUGGGACAGGCUACCGGAGACGCAGGCACAAACUGUGGAAAAGCAUGCGCAGAAUGGGACGGAAAGGAACGGAUUGCGCAAGAGCAAGACACAGGGAGUCAAUGGCUCAGAGUCUUGGGAAGAGGGUAUGUUGCGAAAGCUCAGGGAUGCACCCGAUGUAGCUGCCGAUGAACUCGCGCGUCUCCCUCUUGAGAUUUCGUCGCUCGAUUUUCUUACUAGACUCCUUGUCGAUGAUACCUUCGGGGAGUUUGAUGUCGACGGUCCGAACAUCAUCCUUCGGUUUAUACAGCACGCGUUACGGCUUAUAGAAGCCAUGGAGGCACCUCCGCCAACUUCGGAGCUGACUACAAACGGUAUACCGAUUGUCGAAUACGGGAAAGAAGCGCAGACCCGUGCUAUCAGCAUCCUGCUGUUGUUUAUCAAGAAUUCUAUGAGCAAGGGCAAGUUGGACGCUGGAAUGCUCAUUUUUGAGAUUCAGGAGAUAUGCAUCAGGUACCUGUGGAUGAAGGAAGUUCGCGAGUUCCGGGCUUGGAUAGAGCAAGGGCCUUGGGAUGAUUGA